GCCUCCCAUUCCAGUUUCCAGGGUUCUUCGUGCUUCCGCCACAGGGAUUUUUAUUGUAUAUUUGGGAGUGAGAAAACCCUAAAUAUGGCUUACAAGCCUCCGAAGUCAACCAAGCCUGGGCUGGAAGAACCUCAGGAGCAGGAGCACAAAAUCAGAAUUACACUCUCCUCAAAGCAUGUCAAAAAUCUCGAGAAGGUGUGUGCUGAUUUGGUGCGCGGAGCCAAGGAUAAAAGUCUCCGUGUUAAAGGACCCGUGAGGAUUCCCACUAAGGUUCUUCACAUUACCACCAGAAAGUCUCCAUGUGGAGAAGGAACCAAUACGUGGGACAGAUUUGAGCUAAGGGUGCACAAGCGUGUCAUUGACCUAUUCAGCUCUCCCGAUGUCGUGAAACAGAUCACCUCAAUCACCAUUGAACCCGGAGUUGAGGUUGAGGUCACAAUUGCUGACCCUUAGACCAAGUUGAGUUCAGCAACUACUUUCUUUUCCCCCUUUCUCCGUGUUAUAAUUUUUGUUUUGUACUUUUUCUGUAAGGGAUACAGUUCCCUCAACUUCUCUUCAUGUCCAAACUUUAUUCUCUUUUAUCCAUGUAGACUUUGUGAGUGAGUUUUGGCACUAUAAUUUUCUGAUCAAUCUAAGGGAGACAUUCAGUUUUUCAUCAAUUUUCUGUCUUGGCUCUAUGCGCUUUAUCCCUCAACUUUUACCCUUCUUGGAAGGCUAGAACAUGAAGAAUGUGAAAUGUUCUUUAGAACAUUUGUCUUAGAAUAAUAAGAUACUAAGGAG
Messenger RNA from Cuscuta campestris, 780 nucleotides. The record is from the annotation of a GenBank genome assembly. NCBI's taxonomy places the organism in Eukaryota, Viridiplantae, Streptophyta, Magnoliopsida, Solanales, Convolvulaceae.